Ambispora gerdemannii is the source of this 314-nucleotide messenger RNA. NCBI's taxonomy places the organism in Eukaryota, Fungi, Glomeromycota, Glomeromycetes, Archaeosporales, Ambisporaceae. The record is from the annotation of a GenBank genome assembly.
GAUGUAAUGAACUAAGGGAAUUAGACUUGACAGACCAAAGAGAAAGUUUAACUCAUUUGCAUGUUGGUGAUAAUAAUUUUCCUAAGCAAGAGGAAAUAUAUAACAAGUUUAACGGAAGUUUAGAACCUCUGAAAAACAUGAAUAAGUUAAGUACCCUCCACAUUGAAAAUACUAAUAUUAAUUCCGGUUUAGAGUAUCUGCCAGAAAGUAUUAAUCAUUUCGGAUAUGGCGACGCUGCUGAUGCGGUAAGACAAGAAACUAAGGGUAGCAAUAAAUUUGAAGAAGCCAAGCGAAAAGUCGAUAAUAAGAAAGAU